This is a messenger RNA of Apodemus sylvaticus (European woodmouse), 3197 nucleotides long. RefSeq names its product actin related protein 1B (gene Actr1b). The transcript has 11 exons. Bases 154 to 1284 code for a protein of 376 amino acids. The record is from RefSeq and is a predicted model, not a curated record. Lineage: Eukaryota; Metazoa; Chordata; Mammalia; Rodentia; Muridae.
UUGGCCACGGGGCCGCGUUCGCGAAGGCAGCGCACUGGGGGAGGGGAGCGGCGCGGUGUCUGGAGUCUCCUCGGUCCAGGUCUCCCCGCGAGCCUCGUAGCCCGCCGGUCCUCCUGCAGCCCGCCUGCUGGGCAGGGCCGGCUCGGCCGGGCCAUGGAGUCCUACGACAUCAUCGCUAACCAGCCCGUGGUCAUCGACAAUGGUUCAGGGGUGAUCAAGGCUGGUUUUGCAGGAGACCAGAUUCCUAAGUACUGUUUCCCAAACUAUGUCGGACGGCCAAAGCACAUGCGGGUUAUGGCUGGAGCCCUGGAGGGGGACCUGUUCAUUGGACCGAAAGCAGAGGAGCACCGGGGGCUGCUGACCAUCCGAUACCCCAUGGAACACGGUGUCGUACGGGAUUGGAACGACAUGGAGCGCAUCUGGCAGUACGUCUACUCCAAGGACCAACUGCAGACCUUCUCCGAAGAGCAUCCUGUUCUUCUAACGGAGGCCCCGCUGAACCCCAGUAAGAACCGGGAGAAGGCGGCAGAGGUGUUCUUUGAAACCUUCAAUGUUCCUGCACUGUUUAUCUCCAUGCAGGCCGUGCUCAGCCUGUACGCAACAGGACGCACCACAGGAGUGGUUUUAGACUCGGGGGACGGGGUCACUCACGCUGUCCCCAUCUAUGAGGGCUUUGCCAUGCCACACUCCAUCAUGCGGGUAGACAUUGCGGGCCGGGACGUCUCUCGAUAUCUGAGGCUGCUGCUGCGCAAAGAAGGGGCUGACUUCCACACCUCAGCUGAGUUUGAGGUUGUCCGGACCAUCAAAGAGCGAGCUUGCUAUCUGUCCAUCAACCCACAAAAGGACGAGGCUCUAGAGACGGAGAAGGUGCAGUACACCCUUCCAGACGGCAGCACGCUUGAUGUGGGGCCUGCGCGCUUCCGAGCCCCUGAACUGCUGUUCCAGCCAGACCUGGUGGGGGAUGAGAGUGAGGGGCUCCACGAAGUGCUGGCCUUCGCCAUCCACAAGUCCGACAUGGACCUCCGCCGGACGCUCUUCUCCAACAUCGUGCUGUCAGGGGGCUCGACACUGUUUAAAGGCUUUGGAGACAGGCUACUAAGUGAAGUAAAGAAGCUAGCCCCGAAGGAUGUCAAAAUCAAGAUCUCUGCUCCUCAGGAACGGCUAUACUCCACAUGGAUCGGCGGCUCCAUCCUUGCCUCGCUGGACACCUUCAAGAAGAUGUGGGUAUCCAAAAAGGAAUAUGAAGAAGAUGGCUCCCGUGCGAUUCAUCGCAAAACCUUCUAAUGCCUAAGGAGGGUGGACAUACUGGGAGAGGGAGGAAGGGGAGCCAGAGCCCUUGACCCUUUGUGGUCUGGGUUCGUGUUCUAAGAUUCGGGUCCCCUGCAUGCCCUGACCCUGGAGCAGGUGGUACAGCCGUGGUCACCUGUUGCCCUCCCCUCCCCCGUGCUCAACAGACACACACGCACACGCACAGACACACACACAGAUACAGAAUAAUGUUUAGCUGCAGGGGUGGCAGUCCCCGGCUGGAGCAUAGGAACUGAGGAACCCAGCAGUGAGUUGGUGUGAGUGGCCCUCUCAGAAGAGCCACUUUGGCCUGUGGUUCCUUGCUCUAAGUCCGGACCCACGUGCUCCCUUUGCUCUGACGGGCUCCCAGUGGGGCUAACCUCCCUGGGUCUCUGGAGUAGGCUGAUGGGAGGGGUGGCCAGGAGCUCCCUCCAGGGUGGUGGGGCCCUGUGGGGUUUCACACUGCCUCCUCUUUCUGGCCUGACAAGGCAAACGCCCUACAUAGGACUGACUAGGGAACAGUCCUCCAUUCCAACACUGAGGGAAUGUAGCCACGAGGCAGAGCAUCAGAGCCAUGGGCAGCCGCCCUCGUGGCUUGCCCACUCUCCUUCAAAGCACUACACUGAUUUGCUACUCCCUCCUCUUUCCCUCGGUGCCCUGGACAGGAAGGGGUUAAUGGUCUUUAUUUUCUGAGGGAAAGCCAUUUAAUCAGGACUGAGACCCAAAGAGGUAGGCAUGUUCUCACCUCCCUCAAGGUCUUCACCAUGACCAGGGCCUCCCCUCCCUCUCCAGAUCUCAACAGUAAUUUAACACAGCUGCCUGAGAAAUACUUGUUUUUAUAAAUCAUUAUAGUAAUAAUUAUGGACAAGGCCGGGUGUGUGGCUCUGAUUCGUGUGGCUCUGUGCUCACCCAUCCCUGGGGGUGUUGAGAGAAAGGACACCGGCAGGCAGAGCUCGGGUGUUUGAGGCAACAGGACAGGUGAGAGCGGCCUCAUACCCUCCUGCUGUGGCCUACUAGAGCCGUGGCGUGAGGUGCAGGCCUGCCGGGGUGCAGGUGCAGGCUUACAGCUUAAAGCAGGAUGAGAAGGAAGGGCGGCCUAGGAGUGCACCCGGCUCCACAGGAAGAUGCAGAACACCUCAGCAGGUAGAAGUUUGCUUGUUAGUAUGUCGGUGCCUACUGCACAGCUCGUGUUUGAGGCUGGUGGAAAACGAGAUACAAAGCGAUCAUCUCAGAGGAGAAAGAUGCCGGCCAUUUUGGAACAGUGUGGGGCUGACAAGGUCAGGGCUGCACCAACAGGUGGGGCAUGCUGGCUUGUAAGUGCUUGGCCAGUCGGUUAGGGAGCGGCCUCUGUCAGGCUGGGGAGGGAAAGUUGGCAGGCAAGGAAGGGUAAGUUGGUCUGUGGCACAGUGACAUAAACCAAAGAUGCCAGAUGGGCUAGCGUGUGGAGGGUCUGAAGAAAGGAUGUUAACUGCCAGGUGACAAGUUUUCAGUAUGGAAGAGUAGUGAUCACAGCCAAGUGUUGAAAGCUAUAGAUAGGCCAAAGUACUGAUCAGGAAUGUGUGCAGCAGAUUCUGUGCUGCCGUGUGGUCAUAGCAUGGCAUCGAAGUUUACACAGAAGCCUGUGCUAAGGGGCCCUGCAAACCAGCUCUCGUGCAGGGGGCUGCUGGCUCCCAGCCACCGUAUUUGGAACCUUCCUGCCAGGCUCCUCGUCAUGCCCACAUUUGUCAGUCUUCCGAAUCUGACCUACAGACUCUGCUACCCAUCCUUUCCUAGCAGGGCCCCAGCCUAGCCCAUGACCGCGCUCCAUCCUGCCCACCCGCCCAGUGUGUUUGCUCAAUCUAAUGUGCGGAUAACCACCUCAAACCUGUAAUGAGUUAUAAGCCAUACAAUAAAAUAUUUAUGAGACCUUA